AUUAGCAAACUUGCUGGCGAGGUACUUUAGCAGAAGUAUUCGCAAGAUUAUAAGGUUACAAGACACUGUAAUUUAUACUGUCUGGCAUUAUACGAUACACGUGAUUUUUUUCACGGUCUUUGGCUGUGAAGUGAUUCUUCACAGUGCCCGCCCAAGGUAAGCCUGGGGUUGCUGUGCUUUAAAAUUACAAGUUAGCUGGACACGCAAACUUCGACAAUAGUGAGUAUACAAAGUCAACGUUAAGGCAGACAAGUUAGCACAUAUUUUAAAGUGAAGAUGAAGUGUAUUUUCGAUGGCCAAAAAUUCUUACCGAAUGUUAAGCUUGACGAUCUGGGCUACGACUAAUGGGAAUUGACCAAAGAAGCUGUUAACGUUACCGAUUCAUCUGCAGGAGUUUUCAGUGAAGACACCUAACAUUGGUGACAACUUGGUGCUUUGGCACAAAGGCAGAGGUGUCUGUCAUUAGGGGCUGGUUGAAGUUGGAAAAAUGGUGAAACAAGACGCCCCUCGCCGCACCCUAUCCAGGAGCUCCAGGAGGACCACCCAGAUCUCCAGCCUGAAAGACCUGACUCUGUUGGACAGGGCCAAGUCAGACUCCAAAGCAGACAGCACCUCAGGCAACCCCCAGGUGUUUUACCUGGGCGGAGAGAACAGCCAGAGGGGUUUUCCUGACAAGGUGUACCUCCUCGCCGCUUCCAUCUUUCAGAACUCCCACAUACAGAAGCCGGCAGCCCACCGCCUCAUCAGCUUUGGCACGAAGACCAGCGGUCCGAUGCCUGAGACCAGAGAUGAUGUGACACAGCGCUGUGCCUAUGAGCUUGCCUUCAAUGCACUGAAAUAUCAAGAGCUGCUGGAGGACAUCAUGAUUGACAGCUGCUUUUACCUCUGUCAGCCAAUGCCGGAUGAGUUGAUGAGUCUGGUGGCUAUCAUGCUCUAUGACUUCCAGGACAGGAAGUUUGUUCCCUGGGAGCGCCCAGCCAAUGAGAGGGAAGAGUCGAUGCCGCAGGUCAGGGAGGUGGAGGAGUGCCUGCUGAAGUCUAAGACAAAGUUGGCAGCCUCGCUGGCUCGCUGCAGAAUCAAACACGACCUGCUGACCAUCGACUGCAUGCUGCCCGACAGUGUCAGGAAGAAGCAGGAGAAGGCCGGCAGCCAGCCCCUCUACGCCUGGGUCAACACGCUCAAGACAAGCCUGUCAGAGGUGCUUGCCGUGCUGAAAAGGGAGGGCUUCACGCAGGUGAAAUCAGCCAGGCAGCUGGAGGGGCAGACCUUCUGUCAGGACCCGCACUGCCAAGACCUGCUGGCCUUCCCCUCGCAGCAGAAGGCCGAGCUCUACCGGACCAAGCUCAUCAGCCAGUACAAGCUCAUCAUACAGGACAAGUCCUGCUGUGUAGGGCCAUGGCUGGUGAGGGGACUGUUGCCGGCAGAGGGGGACAUCCUCAUGGCCGGCUCCCCGUCCAUCCUCACGGUGGCCCAUGUGGCGGCUGUUGUGGCGGCAAUCGUGGCCUGUGGCCCCCAAGUGCCCAACACCACCAGUGGCCCCAGCCGUAUCUACGUCUGUGCCGGAGACCUCCAGUCCUGCCACAGAGAGGAGCUGCAGGAGAGCCUCAUCACCAUGGGCUGCAAGAAUGUGAAGUUGCUCCCUGAGGCCUUCCAGGCUCUGGACAUGAGUGACUUGCGUCUGCAGAAGGUCCAGCUCAUUCUGCUGACACCUCAGUGCUCAGUGUCUGCAGUGUGCAACCCCGUAGAGUAUCUGCUGCAGGAGAACGGAGACAGAGAGCUCCUCCAAGACCUAUCCCACGGUUCCAUUGUCCCAGCCAAGCUGGAUGCCCUGGUUGCCCGUCAGAAUAAAGACUUGAAACAUGCCCUCAGAUUCCCCAGAGUGUAUGCGGUAGUUUACUGCACCUGUUCGGUGUACCCAGAGGAGAAUGAGGAGCUGGUGAGCAGAGUGCUGGCAGAAGGACAAGAGGAUCAGGGCAGACCGUCCUUCAGGCCAAACUCUGCAGUGUUGCCUCAGCAGUUGUAUGUGUGUGGAGCGGAGGGGGGGAAGGAGAGCGAAAGCAGGUUCUUUAAACUGGAACCCUCUGAGGAGAGCAAUGGCUGCUUCAUUGCAGUGCUGACCAGAGAGCCUGAGCCGGAGGUGACCGAGACGGCCCAGGAAGUGCUGGCGCGCGCUGCCGCCAAGGGCCUGCUGGAUGGCAUCCAGACCAACCCGCUGCCCAAGAAGGAGAAGCGUGUGCGACACCACCACCACCGCCCAGGCCCCGCCAGCCAUGGCCGCUCUGCCCAUCCCCACCCCCAUCCCCAUCCCCACGCAUCAAUGAGCAGCCAGUCGCGCGUCUCUGAGUUCCUGAACCGCCAGACGAAGGCGACCAGCUCGGCGCCCACCAUAGGGAGUUAUGGGAGCAAGAGCUCACUGUUCAUAGGAGGUAAAACCAAACCUUCAUCCCAGCCGCGGCAGCCUAAAAGUGUCCCACCCAACAGGGGCUCAUCUAUGGUGUCCAACCCCUCUCGCAAGCUCCUGGGCCGCACCAGGACCCCGGCCACAGCCAUGGCCACAGCCACAUCCACAGCCCCGGUCGUCAAAGGUCGUCAGGAGGUGCUGUGUCCUAUGGCACUGAUGUUGCCCCCGGCCAUGUUCCCAAGCAACCCGCCCCCCAUCCACCUCCUGUUGCGCAAGAGCCGCACCCCGCCACCGCUGCGCUCCAACCCCGCGCUCGCCUUCCAGCAGUGGAAGAGCAGCAACGCAUCCAUCCCCGCCUCGCGCUCCAGCGGCAGUAUCCUGGGUCUGUGCGUCCACCCACGCCCUUGGAUCUGA
Clupea harengus (Atlantic herring) is the source of this 2815-nucleotide messenger RNA. Its product is annotated as putative methyltransferase NSUN7. The record is from RefSeq and is a predicted model, not a curated record. Lineage: Eukaryota; Metazoa; Chordata; Actinopteri; Clupeiformes; Clupeidae. The transcript is spliced from 14 exons. Bases 488 to 2815 code for a protein of 775 amino acids. Gene Ontology annotation, molecular function: methyltransferase activity.